Molecule: messenger RNA, 2047 nt
Organism: Bradysia coprophila
Lineage: Eukaryota; Metazoa; Arthropoda; Insecta; Diptera; Sciaridae
Gene: Cbs
Product: Cystathionine beta-synthase
Cellular component (GO): cytoplasm
Molecular function (GO): cystathionine beta-synthase activity
Source: RefSeq, a predicted model, not a curated record
UUAAAUUGCUAGUUGUGACGUUCAGUUGGUGUGUUUUGUUAAUUUAAAGCAGACAUUACAAGUAAUAAAGGUUACUAGUGACUCUGUGUUGUUAUUCAGUCGUGUUACUUGUUGCUACAGAAUUUUCUUAUGUAAAUUCAACAUAAUUUCGGUUCGAUUAAGUUUAUUGGAUUCGCUUGCAUUCGAUAAAUUUUUAUGUUAUCGAUUUAUCCAAAAAAAUUAAUUCGAAAAUAUUUUUUUUUAAAUUUAAAUUGAUAACAAGUUUGAUCAAGAUGUAGUUUGAACAUAUGUGGCAGAUCAUACCACUUCAUCAACUAACAUUGUACAAAUAUCCGACAGUUUUUUUUCCAUAACCAAUUGUACAAAGCCGGUGUCUUCAUGAAAAAGCCUCAACUUUCAUGAAAAUACGAAAGAGAAGGUGAAACAUGGCCACGAACGGUGAACAUUGUCCAGUUGGAAAUGGCUUACCGGAUUAUUUCGUCGCUCCGAACAAGGCAACUCGUUGCAGUUGGAAAUUAAUACAGGAAAGAAAUCCACAUUUCAAUCGGUCUUACUUUGAAAAUCCGAAAAUUCUUCCCGACAUUCUUCAUGCCAUUGGAAAUACACCCUUGGUCAAAUUGAAUACAAUACCGCAAGCUGAAGGAGUUGAAUGCGAUAUAUACGCAAAAUGUGAAUUUUUAAAUCCGGGCGGUUCGGUUAAAGAUCGUAUCGGCUACCGAAUGGUGCAAGAUGCCGAAGCCAAGGGAUUAUUAAAACCAGGUUGCACGAUCAUUGAACCGACUUCCGGCAACACUGGUAUUGGUCUGGCCAUGGCCUGCGCUGUUAAGGGAUAUAAAUGUUUGAUUGUUAUGCCGGAAAAGAUGUCCAAUGAAAAGGUGGCUGCGUUGCAGACAUUGGGCGCAAAAAUUGUUCGUACACCAACUGAAGCCGCCUGGAAUGAACCGGCUGGUUUGAUUGCCAGGGCUCAAAUGUUCCAGCAUGAGAUUCCCAACUCAAUUGUGUUGGAUCAAUAUCGAAACCCUGGAAAUCCAUUGGCUCAUUACGAUGGUACCGGUGAGGAGAUAUUGAGACAAUGCGGUGGAUCAGUUGAUAUGGUUGUCGUUGGAGCUGGAACUGGAGGAACGAUUAGUGGCAUCGGUCGAAAAAUUAAAGAAAAGUGCCCCGACUGUAAAGUAAUUGCUUGUGACCCGGAAGGAUCGAUUUUGUCACUGCCUGAUUCACUUAACCAAACAGAUGUGUCAUUCUAUGAGGUCGAAGGAAUCGGUUACGAUUUCAUUCCCACUGUGCUCGACCGUAGUGUGGUCGACAAAUGGUACAAAUGUAAUGACAAGCAGUCGUUACCAUUGGCGAGACGAAUUAACGCUGAGGAGGGUAUACUGUCAGGUGGUAGCAGUGGUGCAGCUUUAUCAGUUGCAUUGAGAGCUGUCAAGGACUUUGGGUUGAAAAAGGGACAAAGAUGCGUUGUCAUUUUACCGGACGGUAUCCGAAACUAUAUGACCAAGUUCGUGUCAGAUAAUUGGAUGGAAGCGAGACUACUGAAGGAACCAGUCAACGAACAUAAUCACUGGUGGUGGAACCAUAAAGUAUCAGAAAUCAAAGUGCCAGCACUUGUCUCGGUAAAACCAACAGACACUUGCGAAGCAGCCAUCAAUUUGAUGUCACAAAAUAAUUUGAGUCAUGUCGCAGUUGUAUCAGAUGAUGGAACCCUUGCGGGAACAGUUACACUAGCACUUCUAACGAAAAAAGUUGUCACCUUCAAUUUGCCAUUGACAUCAACAGUUGAAUCAGCUUUGUUCAAGCAAUUCCGUCAAGUACCAUCAAAUACGAACUUGGGUCUGGUAUCUCGGAUUUUAGAGAUUGACGAUUUUGUCAUAGUUGAGGCACCGCUAUCGGUUGUUACUCGAAUGGACGUUCUGAAUUUUAUUAAAGGAGGAAAGACAACAAAUGGUGCUCAGCAAUAGAAAUUGUAAAACGAAAGAGACGCAUAAUCGAACAGAUGAAAUGUAAAAUUGAACUUUUUUAUUAAUAAACUUUCACUAAAAUCUUU